ACACACACAUUAAAAACGGAUUUCCUGUAAAUGAAGAGAGGAGGAGCAACACUGAAACACAUUCACUUAGUUCAGACUCAGAAUCUUGAGUCCCGCAAGAGGAAGAGAGCUGCGGCCAACUCAGACUGACUGCAGACCAGAAGAUGAGCGUUUGUGUGGAGGAAGACGAGGACAGAGCAGAGUCUCCAGUGUCCAGCUGUCUGUCUAUGAAGAGUGACUUCUCCAAAGAUGAACCUCCAUUCUUCAGUAAUGAGCCUCGACCCUCAGACACACAAGUUCAGUUCAUCAGACAGAGAGCAGAGUCUCCAGUGUCCAGCUGUCUGUCUAUGAAGAGUGACUUUUCCAAAGAUGAACCUCCAUUCUUCAGUAAUGAGCCUCGACACUCUGACACACAAGUUCAGUUCAGCAGACAGAGAGCAGAGUCUCCAGUGUCCAGCUGUCUGUCUAUGAAGAGUGACUUUUCCAAAGAUGAACCUCCAUUCUUCAGUAAUGAGCCUCGACCCUCUGACACACAAGUUCAGUUCAGCAGACAGAGAGCAGAGUCUCCAGUGUCCAGCUGUCUGUCUAUGAAGAGUGACUUUUCCAAAGAUGAACCUCCAUUCUUCAGUAAUGAACCUCGACCCUCAGACAAACAAGUUCAGUUCAGCAGACAGAGAGCAGAGUCUCCAGUGUCCAGCUGUCUGUCUAUGAAGAGUGACUUUUCCAAAGAUGAACCUCCAUUCUUCAGUAAUGAACUUCGACCCACAGACACAAACUUUGGUACAUCCGGAAACUCCUCCUUUUCCCAUCUUGGAGAGAAAUCCACCACAAGACCUGGACUGCAGACAGCCAUUCAGACCAACACUCUACAAAAGAGCAAUGGUCUGCAGGAGGUUUUAGAUGAACACAAGAUCAGUCUGAGGACGAGAUGUGAAUGUGUGACUGAAGGAACUGAUAAAGCAGGAAGUGGAACCCUCCUCAACAGGAUCUACACUGAGCUCUACAUCACAGAGGGACAGAGUGAAGAGGUCAAUACCCAACAUGAGGUGAUGCAGCUUGAGACAGCUUCCAAGAUGGAGACCCUCCAUGAGACUCCAAUCAAGUGCCACGAGAUCUUUAAAGCCUUACCUGACCAACAGAGACACAUCAGAGUGGUUCUGACGAACGGCGUUGCUGGCGUUGGAAAAACCUUCUCAGUGCAGAAGUUCACUCUGGACUGGGCAGAGGGUUUGGAAAACCAAAAUGUCAGUCUGGUGGUUCUGCUUUCGUUCAGGGAGCUGAACUUGAUCAAAGAUGAGCAGUACAGUCUUCUCAGGCUGCUCCAUGUCUUCCAUACAACAUUACAGAAGGUCACAGCAGAGCAGCUCGCUGUCUGUAAACCUUUGUUCAUCUUUGAUGGCCUGGAUGAAAGCAGACUUUCCCUGGAUUUCAAUAACAAAGUGGUUGUGUCUGACUUCACACAGAAGUCUUCAGUCAACGUGCUGUUGACAAACCUCAUCAAGGGGAAUCUGCUUCCCUCGGCUCUCGUCUGGAUAACUUCCAGACCUGCAGCAGCCAAUCAGAUCCCUCCUGAAUGUGUUGACAGGGUAACAGAAGUACGAGGUUUCACUGAUGCCCAGAAGGAGGAGUACUUCAGAAAGAGGAUCACUGAUGAAGAGCUGUCCAGCAGAAUCAUCUCACACAUCAAGACCUCCAGGAGCCUCCACAUCAUGUGUCUAAUCCCAGUCUUCUGCUUGAUCACUGCUACAGUUCUGGAGCACAUGUUGACUACAAACCAGACAGGGGAGCUGCCCAAGACCCUGACUGACAUGUACUUACACUUCCUGCUGGUUCAGACAAAGAGGAAGAAGCAGAAGUAUGAUGAUGGACAUGAGACGAGUCCACAGGAGCUGAUGGAGGCUGACAGGGAUGUUCUUCUGAAGCUGGGGAGGCUGGCGUUUGAACAGCUGGAGAAAGGAAACAUCAUGUUCUACCAAGAAGACCUGGAGCAGUGUGGUCUUGAUGUCACAGAGGCCUCGGUGUACUCAGGAGUUUGUACAGAGAUCUUCAAAAGAGAGUGUGUGAUCUUCCAGAAAACAGUCUACUGCUUCGUUCAUCUGAGCAUUCAGGAGUUUCUGGCUGCAGUCUACAUGUUCCACUGUCACACCAACAGGAACAAAGAGGUACUAGAAGCUUUCCUGGGAAAAAAACAUGUGGAUUCAACUAUGGAUGUCUUCCUGAUGGGAGUAAUGACAAAAUCCCUGAAUAGUAAAAAUGGCCACCUGGACCUCUUUGUCCGCUUCCUUCAUGGUCUCUAUCUGGAGUCCAACCAGAGACUCUUUGGAGGCCUGCUGGGUCAGACAGACAACAGACCAGAAAUCAUCCAGAGAGCCAUCAGCAACCUAAAAAAGAAGAAGACAAAAAUCUCUCCUGACAGAAGCAUCAACAUCUUCCACUGUCUGAUGGAGAUGAACGACCACUCAGUCCAUCAGGAGAUCCAAGAGUUCCUGAAGUCAGAGGACAGAUCGGAGAAGAAACUCUCUGAGAUCCACUGCUCAGCUCUGGCCUACAUGCUGCAGAUGUCAGAGGAGGUUCUGGAUGAGUUCAACCUGAAGGAGUACAAAACAACAGACGAGGGACGACUGAGGCUGCUUCCAGCUGUGAGGAACUGCAGAAAGGCUCUGCUUACUCAUUGUAAACUCUCAGAUGCUCACUGUGAAGUUUUGGUCUCUGUUAUGAAGUCCAACCCCUCCCAUCUGAGAGAGCUGGACCUGACUGGGAACAGGGAACUGAAGGAUUCAGGAGUGAAGCUGCUGUCUGCUGGACUGGAGAGUCAACACUGUAGACUGGAGACUCUGAGCUUGACUUACAGCAAUAUGUCAGAGGUCAGCUGUGGUUAUCUGGCCUCGGCUCUAAAGUCCAACCCCUCCCAUCUGAGAGAGCUGGACCUGAGCGACAACAACAAGCUGCAGGAUUCAGGAGUGAAGCUGCUGUGUGAUUUUCUGGAGAGUCCACACUGUAGACUGGAGACUCUGAGAUUGAGGACCUGCAGUUUGUCAGAGGUCAGCUGCGGGUAUCUGGCCUCAGCUCUGAAGUCCAACCCCUCCCAUCUGAAAGAGCUGGAUCUGAAUAAAAACAAGCUGGAUUCAGGACUGAAGCUGCUGUGUGGUUCUCUGGACAAUCCACAAUGUGGACUGGAGACUCUGAGAUUGAGCGAGUGCAGUUUGUCAGAGGUUAGUUUUGUGUCUCUGGCCUUGGCUCUGAAGUCCAACCCCUCCCAUCUGAGAGUGCUCGAGUUGGAUUACAACAAGCUGCAGGAUUCAGGAGUGAAGCUGCUGUGUGGUUUUCUGGAGAAUCCACAAUGUGGUCUGGAGAUUCUGAGAUUAACUGACUGCAGUUUGUCAGAGAUCAGCUGUGAUUAUCUGGCCUCUGCUCUCAAGUCCAACCCCUCCCAUCUGAGAGAGCUGGAGCUGAGUGACAACAACCUGCAGGAUUCAGGAGUGAAGCUGCUGUGUGGUUCUCUGGAGAAUCCACAAUGUGGACUGGAGACUCUGAGAUUGCGUAUCUGCAGUUUGUCACCGACCAGCUGUGAUUAUCUGGCCUCAGCGCUGAAGUCCAACCCCUUGCAUCUGAGAGAGUUGGAGCUGUGGGGAAACAAAUUGGAGGAUUCAGGCGUGAGGCCACUAUCUGAACUUGUGGAGAGUCCAAAAUAUCGACUGGAGACUGUGAGGCUGACUUUUCUAUAGAGCUCCUCCGUUGGAUCUUCUGGAGCCGUCGUCUGUCUGCCGUCUCACCUUCAUCUCCACCAACAUCACAGUCAUCGCCUGGGUUGGACAUUCACUGUAAAAGAGGGCGGCUUUAUUUGCAUUUUAUUAAUUUUUUGUUCUAUUUAUUUGAACUGAACGUUUUUUGAACAUUUAAGAUUUUGUAAUAUUAUUAAUAUUGUUGCAGUUCCUUUGUUUACUUACUGAACUUGUUGACAGGUAGUCUGGUUACAUUUAUUUUCACUGGUUUUAACAUUCUCAUAUUGAUAUUUGUAUUGUGGGAUACUGUUACCUAUACCCUAUACUUUAUACGCGGUCAGUCUAUGUGCGUCAUUUGGGUGGAUGUUUCUAUCUAUUUAGUAGUCUGACUGUUCGAUACGAUGGAUGAUAGAUAACGUUAGCAUUUACUGACUAAUUAACUGGAUACAAACUGGCUCCUCUUCCUCUGUUUCAUUCCUCUCCUGUCGCUAUUUUACUUUUAAGAUACUGAGAACUACUGUUAUGGUUAUUGUUACUAUUGUACAAUAUAUGUAAAAACCAAUACACUUUUUAUUCAAUUGGA
Molecule: messenger RNA, 4284 nt
Organism: Dicentrarchus labrax (European seabass)
Lineage: Eukaryota; Metazoa; Chordata; Actinopteri; Moronidae
Gene: nlrp3l2
Product: NACHT, LRR and PYD domains-containing protein 3
Exons: 15
Coding region: 144-3704 (1186 amino acids)
Molecular function (GO): protein binding
Source: RefSeq, a predicted model, not a curated record